Molecule: messenger RNA, 2284 nt
Organism: Ruditapes philippinarum (Manila clam)
Lineage: Eukaryota; Metazoa; Mollusca; Bivalvia; Venerida; Veneridae
Product: organic cation transporter protein-like
Exons: 11
Coding region: 184-1938 (584 amino acids)
Biological process (GO): transmembrane transport
Cellular component (GO): membrane
Molecular function (GO): transmembrane transporter activity
Source: RefSeq, a predicted model, not a curated record
CUUAUAUCCGGUUCAAAACCAUUUCUCUUGUCAGUCCUUCCAGAAUAUAUAUGAUCAUUUCAUGUGUGGCUUUUAAUAAUGUAUCUAAGAUGCUGAGACCGUGUAUUUAACGUGUUACAUAUACACCGAUCUUUUGGAAGUUUGUUUUAUUGAAGUGGACUUAUUUAUAAAUCUUGUAAAAAAAUGGCAAUUGUAGAUGUUGACCAAAUUUGGCUCUCUCUUGGUCAAUGGGGAUCCUACCAGAGACGACAGCUUAUCGUUCUGCUUCUAGCAAUAUGGUCGUGUGGCUUUCACGUGCUGUCGAUCGUUUUUCUUGGUUACAGACCACAAUAUGAAUGUAAAGAAGUUCUAAAUUCCAAUUCUACAGUUGCGGAAAGUUUUAUGAACCAGUCUAUUAUUCGGGAGUAUGAGAAGUGUUCGAUAAAAACAACUCUAAAUGACACAGGGGUGGUAACUGUAACGGAAACUGGAUGCACGAAUGGAUGGAACUAUCAUGAGUUUUACGGCCAGUUUUCAAAUGAAAGAUCAGUUGUUUCAGAGUGGGACUUGGUAUGUGAGAGAAAAGAGCUUGCAGAAGUGUCACAGACGCUUGUUAUGCUUGGACAAGGUUUCGGGGCGUUUAUAUUUACCAGUUUGUCUGAUAGAUUCGGCCGGAAGCGGAUUCAUAUUGUCUGUCACGUGACGUUGUUUGGAAUAGCUUUGGCUACAGCGUUUGUACCAAACUUCUCUUCGUUUGCUGUAAUGCGGAUACUUACAGGUGGUUUCCAACAGGGUACAGGACUUACAAUUGCCAUAUUGAAUCUUGAAAUAAUGCCAAAAGGAGUGCGUGGUUAUGUUGAAGUAUUUGGUCUUCUGUUCUGGACAACGGGUAUAGCUAUCAUUACACCGGUCGCCUAUAUAUUCCGGAACAUGUCAUGGCGUCACUUCCAGACGUGUUUGGCCUGUUUAUCAGCUUGGGCUCUCAUCGAAUGGUGGUUAAUAGACGAAUCGUUGAGAUGGCUUAUCGCGAAUGGACGUGUCAAAGAAGCAAAAGCCAUCAUCAAAAAAGCAUGUAAACUAAACAAAAAAGAUUACGAUGAAGUCGCCUCCGUGAGUGGCUUCCAAGCUUACGAGAUGCAUUCUGGAAUUGAAAUCGAAGUGCAAAAAGAUACAAAGAAAACACCAGAAUCUGAUACUGAGGUAUUGACAACAGAAAAUGGUAUUGCUAAUGGCAUGGACAAGAACGUUGUUUCCACCAAGACAUACACAGCCAUUGACCUUAUAAAAUCUAAACGAUUAUUUUUAACUUCUAUUAUUAUGUGGUUUGCCUGGAUUACGAACAGUUCAACAUAUUAUGGUAUAAUGUUGAUAUCUUCUAGUCUUGCUGGAGAUAGAUUCUUAAAUUUUUUCCUUGGUUCAGUUGUUGAAUACCCAGCAGCUUUCAUGGAAUGGGCGAUGAUAAACAGAUAUGGUAGAAAACCGACUUGUAUAGCAUUUCAUUGUAUAUGUGGAGUAGCACUCAUUACUGCUACAAUCCUGACAACAACAGCAAAUGGAAACUCGGCGAUGAUUUUGGGUUCAACAGUAUUUACUUUGAUUGGAAAGUUUGCAAUCACAGGGUCCUUUAGCACAAUAUUUCUGUACACUCCGGAAUUGUACCCAACCAAUAUGAGAAAUCUAGGCAUUGGCAUGUCGUCUGCCGCAGCAAGGAUAGGUGGAAUGUUGGCGCCAUUCUCGCGGAAUCUGGCGGAAGUGGCAGUCUGGGCACCAGGCUUAGUGUUCGGCAUUAUGUGCGCUAUUGUUUCCGUGACAAUGUUAUGGGUACCAGAAACAAAUCAGUACGAACUCCCUCAGACACUCGAGGAAUGCGAAAGAUGGUAUAAAGACAAUAGAUUUAAAGCACCUUGCGGUAGCAGACGGCAUCGUGAAAGAACCGAAUCCGACCAGCAAAUGUCAUAAUUAGAGGAUAUUGAAUGAGUGUAAGUUAAAUACUGAACGAGUUGUAUAAAGUUAUAUUUAUGCGAGCCUCAGGCGAGCAUUAUAUUAUUUUAAACAACGAGUUCAAUAAAUUCAGUAUUGAACUUAUACGAAUAUAAUAUUCUAUUUAUCCAAAUACUCCAAAUAAAGAGAGUUUAAAAUGAAAAAGAAUCAUUUUUUCAAUGACUCGCAUUUAAUUUAACGCUAACAUUUAGUGCGUCAUUACACUAGGUUUUUAUAACGCAAAUGACGUCACGUCAAAAAUAUAUGCACGACCGUGCAAUACCGUUUUUACGGAGUCGCAAAAUCGGCACGGGUAUGUGAUAAA